UGAAUGAGUGAGUGGGUAUAGAGGGCUUGGGAUGGGGGCGGAGCGGGCGCGGGUCGAAGGUCUAAUCGCGUCUUGUGGCACCUUUAGUUGCUAGUUUCUUAUUAAGGAGUGAUUGUGAGCUGGCUCAUGAUAUUCUGGGCGUUAGAGUUUUCGUUUAUCUGGGGGUAUUGCGAAUUAGGUGUGGGACUUAGAGUGUGUGUGUUUUUUCACAGUGGAGGUGGGUGGUGCCGCACGAAUGCGGGUCAGUUACAAGCGCCUGUGCAAACAAGUGUUGAUGAUUUGCGUGGCACUUUGCUCGAGCUGUAGCUGAACGCUGCUGUUUUCUUGCUCUUAGGUUUCUGAAGCUUUUGGAAGCUUUUUUGGAGGAAUAACGGGACUUAAGCAACAUUUGGUUAGGAAGUGAUUCGUCACGAAGAGUCUGAAAGAUGGCGGACAACGCUCUUUUAGAGCGUCGCAAGAGAAAGUGUAAAGACAUGCGCCUACCCGACUACAUUUUAGACUACGAAGGCACUCCUGGAAAGGAUGAGAUACCAGCAGUUCCCAAAUCUCCGAUGAUCGUCUUCGUGAAUUCGAAAAGUGGAGGUCAGCUUGGUAGCCUCAUCAUCAAGUCCUUCCGCGAACUUCUAAAUCCCAAACAGGUGUUUGAUCUAGCUGUUGAGAAGCCUGAGCAAAUACUACAGAAACUAUUGGACCAUAUUGAGAAGCUUCAAGACAAUGGAGAUAAAGUUGCGAAGUACAUUCGAGAACAUCUGCGCGUAAUUGUGGCAGGAGGGGAUGGGACGGCCGGGUGGUUGCUUGGAGUAAUGGGCGACAUGAGGUUGGAUGACCCUCCACCAAUUGCAACAAUGCCUCUUGGAACAGGAAACAAUUUACCUUACUCUUUCGGAUGGGGCAAGAAAAACCCCGGCACAGAUACUAGAGCGGUGCGGAGGUUUUUGAGGAAAGUUGAGCGUGCCACUCCCAUACAUGUUGACAGUUGGCAUGUAACGCUGUAUAUGGAUGUGGAAAAAGACAAUGAUUCUUUGGAACCUGUGAAGCUUCCCCACUCAUUACACUCUUUCCGUCGGAUUGACACCGAUCAUCAGGAUAAACGUAUCACUUUCCGGGGAGGGUUUUGGAACUAUUUCAGUAUUGGAAUGGACUCUCAAGUAGCAUACCAGUUUCAUUCUGAGAGACAAGCACAUCCAGAGAAAUUCAAAAACCAGUUUACUAAUCAGACUCAGUAUGCGAAGAUCACGUGUAUGCAAGGCUGGUUUUGUGCAUCUUGUGUUCAUCCGAAAUCCAAAAAUACCAAUCACCUGGCGAAUUUAAAAGUUGCUGGAAGAGGUGAAGCUUGGCAGGAUUUGGACGUUUCUAGCAGCAUAAGGUCAAUUGUGGUGCUAAAUCUUCCCAGUUUUUCUGGAGGUCUCAAUCCAUGGGGCACACCGAGUGAUCACAAAUCCAAGAAAAGAGGCCUCACCGCUCCAUUUGUUGAUGAUGGACUUCUGGAGGUUGUAGGCUUCAGGGACGCUUGGCAUGGAGCCAUGCUCUUUGCUCCUAAUGGGCAUGGAGUACGCCUUGCACAGGCACAUAGGGUUAGAGUGGAGUUUCAUUCCGGAGCGGCAAAGGAGGCAUACAUGCGCAUGGACGGAGAACCUUGGUUGCAGCCUCUGCCGGAAUCAUCGAAGCCGACAGUGCUUGAAAUCACGCAACUGGGGCAAUCAGUUGUUUUAGUCACGGAUUCUGCUACUGCUAAGUCGACUUCUGCUACUCCUUCAUCGGUAUCGUCAUCGGAGUCAUCUGACGAUGACUCAGGAGUGAGACGCAAAUUUGGGGCUGCAUCGACGUUCCGUAGACAUGAAACGGAGAAUUAAACAUUUGUCUACCUUGGUACGCAGUUCUAUGAGCUUACUUCGAACAUUUAGAUUUUCUUCUGUUUGAUCAGCAUCCACAUAUCUGUAGUCCUUUGUGUACAUCUGGAGAUAUGGAGGUCUAUGAAGUGUGGUUUCAGAGUGAAUUCGUGUGAAGUCGACACAGACUUUGGAUUAGACUCUUAUUCAUUAGUUCACUUGAAAUAAACAGACUGUUGUAUAACUUAUGUAGAUCAUUUCAAACAACAGAUGAUAGGUGAUAACAUUCAUUAGUUGCAUGCUUUAAAUACAGCAUGUAUAUCUCACUAUUUUUUGUGCGACUGUGUAAUAGCUUCCAUAUCUGCCACAGGAUUACUGGUCAUGACGCUAGUCUGCAAACGGUUUGUAGAUCUGUAAAGAAAAAACUUGGGGGUGCCACAAAGAAGGUUGUAAUAUGACAUUUAAUCAAUGGGUUUGGGAAGAUUUUAUUGAAGUGAAA
Physcomitrium patens is the source of this 2328-nucleotide messenger RNA. Its product is annotated as diacylglycerol kinase 5. Gene Ontology annotation, biological process: phospholipase C-activating G protein-coupled receptor signaling pathway. Lineage: Eukaryota; Viridiplantae; Streptophyta; Bryopsida; Funariales; Funariaceae. The record is from RefSeq and is a predicted model, not a curated record. Gene Ontology annotation, cellular component: membrane. Gene Ontology annotation, molecular function: ATP-dependent diacylglycerol kinase activity.